AGCAGAAAGAGACACCGAGGAAGAGCAGAAGAAGAAGAAGAAGGCGACCAUGUUGAUUGAAAGGAGGAAGAAACACAAUAGAAGCGAUUUAUCUCAAGUAAAAUUCACUUAUUAAAGCGACUUGCAAAGAAAGUGACCGACCGGCCAUGACCUGGACAUCCCGAGUAUAACAGCAGACAGACUGAGGUGACAAGUUUGAGUCGUUGGCUGACUUUGAGGAGGCAGCGGUUUGAUAGGGGCCACACUCGCACACUUUACACACCGACCUGAAGGACUGCGGAGUCCAGGGAGAGAAGAUCGAACACCUGGAGCAGAGAGGAAACGCACAGUGAGGACACAUCAGGGGUGGAAAGCUGUUUGGCUUUGGACUACAUAACCCCCUGUAUGACUAGUAUUUUCAGGAUCCUUAUUUUUUCACACGUGGAGCAACAUACACCCACACAGUGGAAAUAACAGAGAAUUACAGACUAUAUGAUUUUGGGGAAAGACUUGUACAAAGUUGGACAUCAUUUUUUUUCCAAGGACAGGGAUAUUGAGCAACUCUUUUCGGACUCAAAGUGGAAACAAGAAAUUGUUCCAUUUAGAAACAGAAGUUUAAGUAUUGAACUAAGAUUAUAUUGAAGAAGCUAUUCCCCAAAUUCAGAUUGCCUUAGUUGUUCUAUUUCAGGACUUGAACCGCUUCGAUACUUGUUCAUAUAUAAUUUUUCUAUAUUGUGGACAAGUAUAUUCAUGCAUAUUAAUGCAAAUUUCUCUUCAUUUUGAAGAGCUCUUGUGUAAAAACUUUUUUUUGAUGUUCCUGUACGUCAGUCACUCUGUUGUUUGAAGGGGACCGACUGCACGUACUUGUGUAUAUGUAAAUAAUACGAGUCAACCUCUGUUGUAAAAGCUUUGGACUUUAAAAGAAUAGAGAAUAUUGUUUUGUUAAUGCUUUAUUAAACUUUUUUACUUUUGAAGAGAAUUUUUAAAAGAAAGACCCUAAGAGGCAAAAAUUUAAUACUUUGAAGAAAAAAUAAAUAAACUAAGUCAAGGAAAAAAUGGCAACCGCCAGAACAGAAAACCUUGGCACAGCCCUCAUGGGACUGAACAAGCAGAACGGGCAGCUCAGAGGACAGACCAAACCAGCUUCAGUCCAGCCAGCACCGACCACUCUAGGAAAGGCUAUGGGCGCACUCCAGAAAGCAGGCUGCCCCCCACAAGAGGGAGGAGGCAUCAAGUUCGGAGACGACUGGAAAAGGAGCCUGAAGCUCCCGCCCAGAGACACCAGGGUCAGAACCUCCGAUGUGACAUCCACCAAGGGGAAUGAAUUUGAAGAUUACUGUCUCAAACGAGAACUCCUGAUGGGCAUCUUUGAAAUGGGUUGGGAGAAACCAUCCCCCAUUCAGGAGGAGAGCAUUCCCAUCGCCCUGUCCGGACGGGAUAUUCUGGCUCGGGCUAAAAAUGGAACAGGAAAAAGUGGAGCCUAUCUCAUCCCCAUGCUGGAGAGGAUAGACCUGAAAAAGGACUACAUACAGGCCAUGGUCAUGGUGCCCACUCGCGAGCUGGCACUGCAGGUGAGUCAGAUCUCCAUCCAGAUCAGCAAGCACCUAGGAGGAGUCAAGGUCAUGGCCACCACCGGGGGCACCAACCUGCGAGAUGACAUCUUGCGCUUGGACGAAAUCGUGCAUGUGGUCAUCGCCACCCCCGGCAGGAUCCUGGACCUGAUAAAGAAGGGCGUGGCGAAGGUGGAUAGGGUCCAGAUGAUGGUGAUGGACGAGGCGGAUAAGCUGCUGUCUCAGGACUUUGUGGUGCUCAUUGAGGAUAUCAUCAGCUUCCUGGCCAAGCACCGGCAGAUCCUGCUCUACUCUGCAACCUUCCCCAUCAGUGUGCAAAAGUUCAUGGCCAAGCACCUUCAGAAACCAUACGAGAUUAACCUGAUGGAGGAGCUGACUCUGAAGGGCAUUACUCAGUUCUACGCCUACGUCACAGAGAGGCAGAAAGUGCACUGCCUCAACACACUGUUUUCCAGGCUUCAGAUCAACCAAUCUAUCAUCUUCUGUAACUCCACCCGGCGAGUGGAGCUGUUGGCCAAGAAGAUCACUCAGCUGGGCUACUCCUGCUUCUACAUCCACGCUAAGAUGAUGCAGGAAUACAGAAACCGGGUGUUCCAUGACUUCAGGAACGGGCUCUGCAGGAACCUUGUCUGCACGGAUCUGUUCACCAGAGGUAUCGACAUCCAGGCUGUGAACGUCGUCAUCAACUUCGACUUCCCUAAGAGCGCUGAGACUUACCUCCAUCGCAUUGGAAGAUCAGGGAGGUUUGGUCACCUGGGGUUGGCCAUUAACCUCAUCACGUCAGAGGAUCGCAUAAACCUGAAGGCCACUGAGGAGCAGCUGGUGACCGAUAUCAAGCCCAUUCCCGGCAGCAUCGACAAGAGCCUCUACGUGGCCGAGUACCACUCGUCCAGCGGCGACUGCGACGUGGAGGAAAUCGAAGAGAAAUCCGGACACCACGACGACAGCAUCUAAAAAAAAUGAAAUGGGGAAAAAAAGGACUUUAGGACUCAUCGGGCUCUUGCUAAGACAUCAGCGCCCGCAGUCUUCAGGCGAAUCUUCAGUUUCACGUUUUCCCCUCAUUUUCAGAGCCUGACAAAUGGAUGUUUAAUUUUAUUUUAGCGCUUUUCCCCAGAGAAAGUUGAAACUUUAUUCUCUCACUACACCAUCACAGCAUGUGUUUGAGUUCAGAUUAGUUUUCAUCCUAAACUACGUUAGAGACCCGCGCGAAUUAUUGUCACAGCUGUUUUGAACCAGUAGUCCUCCGAGGCCUCAUCGCCAGCAGCAACUUUGGUCCGUGUUUUAAGAUACAAUAGUGUGUUUCCACCAGCCAUCGUUCUGUCCACCUACACUGCUGUUGUCACUUAAGUGCCUUACUUACUCCCGUGUGCACUCAUCCAUUCAUAGCCUGCUGUCUCCUGUCAUGCAGCGCAGUGCGAGCACAAACGAGAUGAACUAAAACCUAAUCGGAUUUUAUUUAAACAUCGCAUUAUGCAAAGGGGUAAAAAGAUGACACACACACACAUACACACACACUGGCCUGCAGAGGUGUGUGUUUGUGUAUGCGUUUGUGUGUCGAAACAAGGCUCAAACUCCUCCAACUUUACUGAAUGUGAAUGUUGCAAUAAAAAAAGGGCAGCUUUAUUUAAA
Molecule: messenger RNA, 3179 nt
Organism: Pleuronectes platessa (European plaice)
Lineage: Eukaryota; Metazoa; Chordata; Actinopteri; Pleuronectiformes; Pleuronectidae
Product: probable ATP-dependent RNA helicase ddx6
Exons: 13
Coding region: 1035-2504 (489 amino acids)
Biological process (GO): P-body assembly; cytoplasmic stress granule assembly
Cellular component (GO): cytoplasmic stress granule; P-body
Molecular function (GO): ATP binding; mRNA binding; RNA helicase activity
Source: RefSeq, a predicted model, not a curated record